Molecule: messenger RNA, 3619 nt
Organism: Gadus morhua (Atlantic cod)
Lineage: Eukaryota; Metazoa; Chordata; Actinopteri; Gadiformes; Gadidae
Gene: cpsf6
Product: cleavage and polyadenylation specific factor 6
Molecular function (GO): RNA binding
Source: RefSeq, a predicted model, not a curated record
GGGGAGCUGGUGGGCUUGCUCCGUCCUCAUUGUGAGGCUGUCUGCAGGCGGCGCACCAGACUCCAUAGGCUCCGACCGCACGGCGGAGAAGGCGGCGUGGAAAAUGGCGGACGGUGUCGACCACAUCGAUAUCUACGCCGACGUAGAGGAGGAAUUCACACAGGAAACGGACUACCCCGUCCACGAGCAGAUCGACCUGUACGAUGAUGUCAUCUCCCCAUCGGCCAAUAACGGCGACGCGCCCGAAGACCGCGACUACCUGGACGCUCUACCGGCCCCCGGAGGGGCGGAGGGCGGGAAGAGUGCCCCCCCCAACGUGGUCUACACCUACACGGGCAAGAGGAUCGCCUUGUACAUCGGAAACCUCACAUGGUGGACAACAGAUGAGGACCUAACGGAAGCCAUCCGGUCGAUAGGCAUCACAGACGUCCUGGAAAUCAAGUUCUUUGAGAACCGCGCCAAUGGGCAGUCUAAAGGGUUCGCCCUGGUGUGUGUGGGCUCGGAGGGCUCGUCCAGGAAGCUGAUGGAGCUGCUGUCCAAGAGGGAGCUCCACGGGCAGAACCCCAUCGUCACGCCCUGUAACAAACAGUCCCUCAGCCAGUUCGAGAUGCAGUCCAGGAAAAGCCCCCCAGGAACGCAGUCGGGGCAGAUGUCCGGGGAGGGCAAGGCCGGCCCCCCCGGUAUUGGCCCUCGCGGCGACGGCCGUGGCGGUGGCGGCGGCGGCGGUGGCUUCCCCAUGGGGGGCCGGGGGGGGCGCGGCCGGUUCCCCGGCCCCCCCGGCGGAGACCGCUUCCCGGGGCCCCUCGGCCCCGGGGGCCCGCCCCCACACUUCCCUGGCCAGGGGAUGAGACCAGAUGGCCCUCUGAUGGACAUGAAUUUCAAUCCCUUCGCGCCCGGGGGCAGGGACGGGAACUGGAGACCCAGAGGCGGGAUGCAGGGUCCUCCCCGGCCCCCCCUCGGGCCCCCCGGUCCGCCCGGCCCCCCGGGACCCCCCCCUCCAGGACAGGGCCUGCCCCCCCCCCUCUCGGGACCCCCCAACCGCAACGACCGGCCGCCGCCGCCGGUCCUCUUCCCCGGGCAGGUCUUCCAGCCCCCCAUGGGACCCAUGCCCCCCGGCCCCCCUCCCCCGGGGUACGGCCCCCCGCCCGGCCCCCCGCCCCCCCAGCAGGGGCCCCCCCCGCCGGGCCCCUUCCCCCCCCGCCCCCCGGGGCCCCUCGGACCCCCCAUGGCCCUGGCCCCGCCCCCGCACAUGCCGGGGCCCCCGCCGGGCGGGCCCCCUCCGGCGCCCCACGUCAACCCCGCCUUCUUCCCCCCGCCCGGGAACAACAACAUGCCCCCCAACGACAACAGACGGCCCCCCGGACCCAACGACCCCUACGGGCCCCCGCCGCCCUAUGAGCGGGACUACGGCGGCCCCGGUGGAAGGGAGAUGGAGGUGUCUCGGACCCCGCUGAGCGAGGCGGAGUUCGAGGAGAUCAUGAACAGGAACAGAGCAAUCUCCUCCAGCGCCAUCUCAAGAGCCGUGUCCGACGCCAGCGCAGCGGACUAUGGCAGUGCCAUAGAGACCUUGGUGACGGCCAUCAGCCUCAUAAAGCAGUCUAAAGUGUCUGCAGACGACCGCUGUAAAGUCCUCAUCAGCUCACUGCAGGACUGCCUCCACGGCAUUGAGUCCAAGAGCUACGGCUCUGCCAGACGUGAGCGCUCCCGGGAACGCGACCACAGCCGCUCUCGGGAGAAGAGCCGGCGGCACAAGUCCCGCAGUCGGGACCGCCACGAGGACUACUACCGCGAGCGCAGCCGCGAGCGCGACCGCCACCGCGAGCGCGACCGCGACCGGGACCGCGAGAGGGAGCGCGAACGCGAGUACCGCCACCGCUGAGGAGCCUCGCCGGGUAGGAGAGCUUGCAAGGAUCAGGGAUGGAAGGAAUGGGACAAGAGGAAGGAUUAGCACCACGGCACCACAUCAGCCCCCUGCUCAGCAUGGCUGAACUGGAGCACAACCCGCCCGCCUCCUCAGUCUCUCCUGCAUGCAUCUCUGUGUGUCUGUCCAUCUGGUCGCCUUGCUCAGAACGGUGGUUGGAAAGCCCCCCCCCCCCCUCCUCCUCGUGUGUAAGGCUAUAUUAUCUUAAGAUCUAUACUCAUGGCUACUUAAGUUAAAGUAAAAAAGAAAAAACUUUCCACAAAGCCCUUUUAUUUUUUAUGAUGUUUUAUUUGAAAUCUGAAAGAUAAAGUACCUGUGUGAUUCUUUUUUUUUUUCUUGUUUUUUUGUGCAAAGUACCGAAAACAUUGACGAGCCUGCACGAUGCUUUAAAGUAAAGAUGAGCUUGUCAUACUUGGUUUUCUUUUCCCGCUCUUUGUCUUGCUGACCUGUGUACAUUCGUCGGUUUCUGAAUUGUUUUUAUAGGGUACCAGGUUUUUUUUGGAUCUCUUCUUUCCUCAUUCCCGUCGAUUACUUUCAUGGUUAGGAUGAUGUUUGUAAAUGUCUCUGCUUUUGAUGAUUAAAACUAGAUUGUGUUGUAAUAAAACUGUUUACUGUGGUCCACUUAUCAUGGUGAAUUUCUCUUUUAAGUGAGUCAUUUAUAUUAAAUGUGUAUGUUUGCUUUGUUUUACAUGUUUGUGUUGAGCCUCGUACCGUUAAGCUGACAAAUAUGGUACUGCAAGUAUUAGUAACAAACAUGUCAUGGUUUUUAUUGCAUUUUUUAAAUUGAAUUGAACUUCUGUGAAUUUUUUACAAUAACUAUUGGUCAGGGAUUCGAAUAUUAGCAAUCAUUUUGCCAUACUUUUUUACAUUUCAUACCCUUGCUGUUUUGGCAAUAACUGCUCUGAAAAAAAAUGGUAUACAUCACUGCGUAUCUUAUCUUUAUUUUUGGGUUCAGGAUAACUUUAAGGCCAACUCAUCUGGUCCAAACUUUGGUUUUGUAGUUUUCUUUAUUUGUUUUUGUUUUUUUUAUUUUUUAUUUCUUCCUCUUAAAGAAAAGUAGGCAUGUAACCUGUUGAAUAGUUCAACAUUGUGUGUAUACAUGUAGACAUGGGUACAUACUGGUAAUUUGGAUAAAUUGUGUUUUUAUAUUGCAGUUCUUCAAAGUAAUGCCACCCCAUACUGAAUGUAUUGUAGGUUUUUGAUACUCCAAACAUAUUCGGUUAUUGGUCAUUUUGAUGGUUUCUAAGAGCAUACACAAAUUGCUGGUGAAUUUGGAUUUUACUACCAUACAUACCAAAAUAUGCAUUGUAUGUAUCCACAUAUUCUCAGGAGGAGUGAGUUGUAAUGAAAGCUUUGGAAGUCAUUUCUAAUGUUAUAUUUACGAGCACAGCUCACUCUAAACUUUUAUGUGACAAUGUGUUUCAAAUACGUUGUAACUCACUCUAUACGUUGGUCUUAAAUUGGGACGUCAGUCAAAAAUAGUGUCAAGAAUAUAAAUCAUGCUCACAGUAAGUUAAACCUUGUGAUGAUGGCAUGGAUUGGGGAAAAGGUUUUAUAAUGAAAUCCUCAGGUGAAAUGGCUAAGUUAAAAUGCUUGACAUUUUGAAAAGCAUAGGAUAUACAAUCUGGCUUUUUAACCGGUACCAAAGUAUUUGAUUUAAAAAAGAAAACGAAUAAAAUGACUUCCUUUUAAAUAUCA